Messenger RNA from Fulmarus glacialis (Northern fulmar), 2320 nucleotides. Its product is annotated as inner centromere protein-like. Gene Ontology annotation, molecular function: protein serine/threonine kinase activator activity. Gene Ontology annotation, biological process: meiotic spindle midzone assembly; mitotic cytokinesis; metaphase chromosome alignment. The transcript is spliced from 16 exons. The record is from RefSeq and is a predicted model, not a curated record. NCBI's taxonomy places the organism in Eukaryota, Metazoa, Chordata, Aves, Procellariiformes, Procellariidae. The annotation marks the transcript as partial. Gene Ontology annotation, cellular component: midbody; meiotic spindle midzone; kinetochore.
CAACUUUGGAGCUGAACCUGAAUUAAUGCCCAAAACGCCAUCACAGAGGAGACGUCCCAAGAAAAGGCAGUCCUCCUGCCUGAAAGAUGAAAAUAAGGAGCUAAACAGGAGGAGGUUGUCCAGAAGGAGAAGCAGCAUCAAGCCAAGUUCCCAAAGGCACCACAGCAAAGAGCAGCCCCGGAACCCCAGCCGUCAGGGGGAGGAGGCGUCUGUGCCCGACUGUGCAGUGAGGUCUCAGGCCAAUGUUAAAACCGAGCUCCCAGCACUGACUGGGAAGUGGCUGGCAGAAGCACAAGGUCCCGUGGCGAAGAUGGGUUGUCAGGACUGCCCUUGGGGUGCCGACAGCAGUGACACAGCCUGUAAGGCUGUUAGGGGGGAGCAGUUGCCCAAGGGGGAUGCAGCCACUGAGCUGCACGAUGUGUCUUCUGUCACUGCGAUCCCUGCUGGCCAGACAGCAAGGGAGGGGGAGGAGGCCCCCAAAAGAAGAGCAAGUACCUCCACUCCCAAGGCUGCUAGAAAUGGUGAUCCUGCCACGCUCCAAGGAGAUCCAUCUCUUCAAGGCCUUGAAAAGGUGCUUCUCCAGGACUCCGACAGCAAAAUAACUAUCAUGAGAUCCAAAAUGCACCGUUGCUCUGGACGCCGAAGCUUUGUGGGUGGCCCCCCCAAGAGCCGUAGGGCCUCCUUGGCAGAGAAAUAUUCACUGGCCAGCAAAAGAGAGAGCAUGAUCCGGAGGUCUAUCAGCAGGGCCAUUUCAAAGAAGGCAGCAGCGCGAGAAUCAUCCUCUGCCUCCAGCAGAGUGAGCUGUCAGAGCUCCUUGGAGGUUUUUGUGGAAGAAGAUGUGACCAGCAGCAUGAGACCUGGACUAGAACUGAAUCCCCCAAGUGAAAAGACUCCUGGAGAUGUCCUCAUUCCAAGCAAAAGUAUACAAGCUGCCAGCCCUCCUGCACAGCACUUAUCUUCUUCUGAGCAGCAGGCAGGGAACAGUGAAGGAACCUGUGUGAAUCCAAACAGUGAACCCCAGAACGAGAACCAGGAACAACCCCACUGUGCCAAAUCCCAGGAGAAUCCCUCACGCAUCUGGACAAGAAGCUAUAAAGAAUCAAUGGGUGUUAUAUGGAAUGGGCAGCAGCCAGGGGGUCAUACCCUUUCCCCUUUGGAUGACAAGCACAAGGAUUCAGCAAACCAGACUCCACCUUCUUCCUCUCCAGCUAGCAAGGUUGUUAGACCACUGAAAAACUUCCUGCAGGCUGUGCAGCGGAACCAGCUACUCACGAGCCCGGGGCCCACAGGACGUGGGGGAGUCAUAAAGAACUUCAUCAAACACAAUACUCCUACCCGACCUAAUCUUAAGGAGAAGGAGCGGCAGAGACUGGAAAGCCUCAGGAAGAAGCAGGAGGCUGAGGAACAGAGGAAAAAGAAAGUGGAGGAGGAAAAGAGACGGCGGCAGGCAGAAAUGAAGCAACAAAUGGAAGAAGAGAAGAAAAAGCGGAUGGGGCAGAAGAUUUUACAGAAUGAUGAGAAGGUGCGCUUCUCCCAAGUGCGAGAAGAGAAAGUGGCAGAGGAGCGGAGCAAGAAAAAACUGUCGAAGAAGCAUGGGGAAGCUGAUGCACGGAAGCAGAAAGCACUGAGAGUGGAGGAAGAUGAAUUUGAGCAGCAAGAACCACUGCAGAAAAGGAGAGAGGAUGAAGUGAAAGAAAAAAGAAAGAAAGUCUUGGAACUGAAAAAUCUUGUAGAGCAACCGCAGGUGGAACAAGUGAAGGAGAGGGAUCACAAACAGCAAGAGAAAGAGGAGGCCCUCCAACUGCAGCUGGAGUCAGCAGUGUUGUUUACUGAAAAAAACAUAAAGGAGGAAGGUGGUCUGCAGCAGUCCCAGCAGCACCUGGGAGAGGAGGAAAAAAUCAAGCAACCAGAAGCAUUGACUGCUGCCUCUGGCACAUGGCUGAGCAAAACCGUAAAGAAAUCUAUCUCCACAUCCUACUUAGGGCCCCCGAAGGGCACAAAGGAAUCCAGAUCCCCAAAGGUAAAUGAAAAUAACUACGGGAUGGAUCUGAACAGCGAUGACUCCACAGAUGAUGAGAAUGAACCUCGGAAGCCUGUCCCUGCCUGGGCUGAGGGGUCUCAGCUUAAUCAAGCCAUUUUACACCAAUACUAUCACCCAGUGAACAUUGACCAACUCUUUGGCCUAAUUCCAAGCCCUAAACUGGAGGAUAUUUUUGGCAAGAGCAAACCUCGAUACUUCAAGCGCACAAGCUCAGCAGUUUGGCAUUCCCCGCCUGGGACCAAAUCUACCUGUGGCCCAUCUUGCAACUUCAAAAACUGA